CCACCCCAUCGCCUCCUUCGCUUUCUCUCUAAAGCUCUCGGAGGCUUCUUCUCGUCACUUUCCCGGGAAUAUAGCCUACGAGAACAUUUUAGAGAAAAUAAUAUUAAGUCCUUGCAAUGGGCCGGAACUCAUUGUCUCCUCCAGCUAUCCUCGACGACAGUGGCGGUGCCGACGGUACCGAUCUCUGUUUCCUCUCUAUUCGCGAUCGUUUUCCUCUCAAGCGGAACCCUUAUCCUAGCCACCAGAAAGACCCAGGCAGGGGGGGCUUCACGUAUCGACAACCGUUCCUCCGCCCCACGCUGAGAUCGCACCACCUCUUCUAUCGCAAGGGCUUGCUGUGGCUUUUUCCCUUCAAAGGAAAGUCGUCGUUCUACGUGGUCCUCAUUUUCGCGCUCUUUUUGUUCGCGGUGGCCACGUUGGUGUUGCAGAGCUCCAUGACAUUGGCCUUCAGGCAAGGGAGCGAGAGAGGGCGCUUGCCCAGGAAAGGCUUGAAGUUUGGGAGCACCUUGAGGUUUGUGCCUGGGAGGGUUUCGAGAAGGUUCGUGGAGGGUGAUGGGCUUGAUCGGGCUCGAAAGGAGGCGAGGAUUGGUGUUCGCCCCCCGAGGCUCGCUCUUAUUUUUUCUGCAGCGAAUGGUAAAGCACAUAAAAUGUGGGAGCAACUUGGUGGCCAGAUUUCGGUUCUAGCUCCGGAGUGUUAUGGGCUUGUUGAU
Molecule: messenger RNA, 710 nt
Organism: Pyrus x bretschneideri (Chinese white pear)
Lineage: Eukaryota; Viridiplantae; Streptophyta; Magnoliopsida; Rosales; Rosaceae
Exons: 2
Source: RefSeq, a predicted model, not a curated record